Molecule: messenger RNA, 1869 nt
Organism: Plasmodium cynomolgi strain B
Lineage: Eukaryota; Apicomplexa; Aconoidasida; Haemosporida; Plasmodiidae
Product: DEAD-box RNA helicase
Exons: 2
Coding region: 1-1869 (622 amino acids)
Biological process (GO): poly(A)+ mRNA export from nucleus
Cellular component (GO): cytoplasmic stress granule; nucleus
Molecular function (GO): ATP binding; RNA helicase activity; RNA binding
Source: RefSeq, a predicted model, not a curated record
AUGAGCAUACAGGAGGAAACCCCCAGUGCGGAAAAAACCAACGAUGAAAAAACGAAUGACAACUCGAAGAACGAGGGGUUGAAGGUUUCCACCGCCGAUCAGGAACAAAAGAAAGAAGACACAAAGGUGGAAAGUAAAGAUGAUGUGAAAAGCGAAGGUAAAGACGACGUGAAAAGUGAAGGCAAAGACGAUGUGAAAAGCGAAGGCAAGGACGAUCGGAAAAGCGACGGUAAGGACGACGCGAAGGCUGCAGCAGGUGGGGAGGACGUCAUGAAUAUGCUGCUGAGCUACCUGCAGAAGAAUAAGGACGACCCCAAAAUCAUGCAAACCAUGCUGAGCAUGAUGAGUGGGAAGGGAAAAGAAGGUGCAGGGGGACUCAGUCAGGUGAAGUUACCCAGCAGCAAGGCCAACGAAACAGAGGCAGGGGACGACAAAGGAAGUUCAACUAAUGGAAACAAGAAAGAUGAAGGGGCAGCGCAAAGAGAUGGUGAGAAUAAAACGAAGGAAGAGAAAGAGACAGGAAACAAACUGCUAAAUCUGUUUAGUACGAAAACUGAUAGAAGCAUUUUUCCCAGUUUUAAUUUUUCCGGUGGAUUAAACAACACAGGAAAUAGCACAAAGGAGGGAUCUUCAGCUGCAGGUAGCAUUUUUGGAGAUGGAAAAAAAAGUUUCUUUGCUGAGUUUGGCGAAGAUAAAGGGCGCAAUGGUAGUGGCAGUAUGAACAAGUUCGGCUUUAGCGGAUUCGGUGGGUUUGGUAGUAGCUUUGGCAGUGGGAAGAAGAACGAAGAUGGGGCCCUUGCGAAGGGGGAAACAACACAAGAGAUCUUCAGCAAGGGAACAAGCACAACAGAUGUUAGUGCAAGCAAUGAGAAGGAGGAAGACACUGAAAAAAAAGGCGAUACUGUGAUGAAGAAAAAAUUCGAAACUUUAGUUGAUGACGACGAUGAUUAUAUAAUAGAAAACGCAGAAACGAAGGAACCAGUCGAAGAAGAAGCCAUCUCAAUGAUAGAAAAUAUGAACAUAAUGAAUGAUGACAAUGGAAAAGAAAGAAAAUUAAGUAACUUCGAUUUCAGCAAAGCAUUAAAUAAUGAUAAUAAUGAAGAAGUGAGAGACAUCAAAUUAUAUCGUUCGAGAAAUACAUGGGAAGAAUUAAACAUAGAUAAUGACCUUAUACAAAUCCUGACGUAUUUAAAAUUUUUCGCCCCUUCCAAAAUACAAGGCCUAGCUCUUCCCUACAUUUUAAACAGUAACAAGAAUUUAAUAGCCCAAGCUCAAAAUGGGUCAGGAAAAACACUAACCUUUGUCAUUUCUAUGCUAUCGAAAAUUAAUCGAAAUGAAGGAUCAUUGCAAGCCAUGUGUAUCUGUCCAACAAGGGAAUUAGCUCAACAGAAUUACGAAGUAGUGGGAAAAUUCACCAAAUAUUUAACUGUCAAAGUUUUCCUAGCUGUACCACUCUGUGAUAGAUAUAAUAAAAACGCGGGGUUUCAAAUAUACGUAGGUACUCCAGGAAAAACAUUAGACUUAUUAAAAAGAAAAUUUGUGGAUACAAAAAAUGUAUCAAUUUUUGUACUUGACGAAGCUGAUGAUUUAAUUGAUAUUAAAAAUAACAUGUCCUCCCAAGUAGAAACUAUCAAAAGAUUUUUACCAAAACGUUGCCAAAUUCUUCUCUUCUCUGCUACUUAUAAUGAAGACGUACGAUCCUUUGCUGAUAAAUUUGCUCCAGGUGCAUCUAAAAUAAGUGUCCGUCAGGAAGACCUAACUUUGAAAUGUGUAAAGCAGUAUUAUCUCUUAACAGAAAAUGACGAACAAAAAUAUUACUACCUUUCUGAAUUGUAUUGCUCUAUGAGCAUUUCGCAUGAAGUGAAGUGA